CGGUGUUUGUUGGUUUGCAGGAAAACUGCACAUUACCGUGAUUGCAACGAAAAAAAAGGGACAUCUCCCACUGAUUUUAAUUAACCUGUGCUAGUUCGAAUAGUUUGUUAUAAGCGUAACCAUGUCCGAUAUUCAAACGCUGAUAGAUAUGGGAUUCCCGAAGGAGAAGGCCGAACGGGCGCUUGAAGUGACCAACAACAAAGGUGUAGAACAGGCCAUGGAAUGGUUGCUGGCCCACGCAGAUGAACCACUGCCACCGCCCGCCGCUGCAUCCGGUCCCGCCGGCGAUAGUUCCAGCUCGACAGCCGCUGAAACAACGGACACACCAUCGGCCGGAGCUUCGACCGAUGAGCAGUCGGCAGCGGCUGUAGCAAAAUCGCUCAAAUGUGACGAAUGUGGUAAACUGUUUAAAUCCCAGGAGGAGGUCGAAUUCCACGCUGCCAAGACGGAACACAGCAGCUUCUCGGAGUCGACCGAGGAGAAGAAACCGCUCACCGAGGAAGAGAAGAAGGCACAGCUCGCCCUGCUGGAGGAGAAGAUGCGCCGCAAGCGACAGGAGCGCGAAGAAAACGAAAAGAAGGAAGCGAUGGAGCGGGAACGGCUGCGUAUCAAGUCGGGCAAGGAUAUGCUGGAGGCACGGCGCAAGAUGGAGGAGCAGGAGAUGAAGAAGUUGAUGGAUCAGCGGAAGCGCGAAAAGCUGGAAAGUCAGCAGGCACGGGACCGUGUUCGAGCUCAGAUUGAAGCCGAUCGGGCUGCCCGGAAGGCAAAAGAUUCUGGCGAAACCACCACUGCCGUAUCACCAACCUCCACAACGAACAGCCCACCGUCACCACCAGCGGCCGCAGUUACGUCCAACCCAACGUCCACCACUCCAAGCAAACCGGUGGAGACGAAGAAUUACACCACGGCCAAGAUUGCGAUUCGCAUGAUGGACGGAACGCAGCUUGUGCAAACGUUCCAGGCCGGCGAGCAGUUGGCCGCGGUGCGGUUGUUCGUCCAGCUAAAGAUGGACUCGAUCGAUGCGUCGUUUGGACUGAUGACCAACUUCCCGAAGAAGGUGUUUAGCGCGGAAGAGUACGACAUGCCGCUGGACAAGCUCGGCCUUGUACCGAACGCGGUACUGAUCGUAACGAAGGCGCCGUAGAUAUAAGUAAGCCGUUUGUAAAAAUUCCCUUUA
Messenger RNA from Anopheles maculipalpis, 1177 nucleotides. RefSeq names its product UBX domain-containing protein 1-A. Gene Ontology annotation, molecular function: protein binding. The transcript has 3 exons. The coding region runs from base 122 to 1144 and encodes 340 amino acids. Lineage: Eukaryota; Metazoa; Arthropoda; Insecta; Diptera; Culicidae. The record is from RefSeq and is a predicted model, not a curated record.